Molecule: messenger RNA, 1874 nt
Organism: Apis cerana (Asiatic honeybee)
Lineage: Eukaryota; Metazoa; Arthropoda; Insecta; Hymenoptera; Apidae
Product: I'm not dead yet
Biological process (GO): transmembrane transport; citrate transport; succinate transport
Cellular component (GO): plasma membrane
Molecular function (GO): succinate transmembrane transporter activity; citrate transmembrane transporter activity
Source: RefSeq, a predicted model, not a curated record
UGAGUUGACUUACCAGUCGUUGGAGAACCAACCAAGUAGGCAGAGGACAAAUCACGAGGUACAUGGCUUUUGGCUAGACAAAAAACAAUGGCCACACAAUCUAUUGAUCCAUAUCCAAUAACCACAGAUUCUACAAACAGGAGAAAAACCGACAAUUGUGGUAAACUGUUGAUACAAUUUCUCUUAAUUUAUUGGAAAUCGUUUGUAAUCAUACUAUGGCCACUGAUUCUAUUGCCCAUUGUUAUCAUUGAAACUACCGAGGUAAAAGCGAUGCGAUGUUUAUACGUGAUUGGUUUGAUGGCAAUGUUCUGGAUGACCGAAGUACUUCCUUUACCAAUCACAGGUUUAAUUCCUAUUUUUCUUUACCCAUUGAUGGGCAUAAUGAGCACUGGUGAUACUUGUAUGUGUUAUAUGAAUGAUACUACAAUGAUGUUUAUUGGUAGUAUGGUGAUCGCGAUCGUUAUUGAAAAUUCUGGCCUACAUAUACGUAUCGCGCUAUUGAUCAUUAAACUGAUUGGUUGCAGUCAUCGAAGAUUAACACUGGGCUUGUUUUGCGUAACUAUGUUUUUAUCUAUGUGGAUUUCAAAUACUGCUGCCACUACUAUGAUGUUACCUAUUGUCGAAAUUGUUCUUUUAGAACUUGAAGCACAAGGUUUGGGAGAUAUGUUCAUACGAGAAGAAAAUAAUUGUGAAGAGAGUAUAGAAUCAUCAAAGAAACCGACACAUAUUACUAUGACUUAUUAUCUUGUGACAGCGUAUGCUUCUAGUCUUGGAGGUGUGGGCACAUUAGUUGGAACCGGCACCAACUUAACGUUAAAAGGAUUUUUUGAAAAACGGUUCCCAAACAGUUCUGGCAUUAGUCUAACAUCGUGGAUGCUUUAUUCAGUACCACCAAUGCUUCUAAUGGGAUUCCUCACGUGGCUUUGGCUUCAAGUUAUGUACAUGGGAAUGUUUAGACCAGGAAGCAAAGAUGCGAAAGCUAUUAAUAUUGGCAAACAGGGAGAAAAAGUUGCAGCGACUAUAAUCGAAAAAAGAUACAAAGAACUCGGCCCGAUUACGUGGCACGAAUUCUCUGUUGGUCUCCUGUUCCUUGUAGUUGUACUACUAUGGUUCUUCCGAAAUCCUGGAUUUGUACAGGGUUGGCCAACUUACAUUACCGAUUUACACGUUAAAGAUUCAACGGCAGCCGCUGGUGUUACUCUUCUAUUCUUCAUAUUACCAUCCAAACUGGAUUUCCUUCGAUCAUUCGACGCGGAUCCUGUUAAUCGACCAACCAAACCAUCGCCUGGCAUGAUUACUUGGAAAAUGAUUAAUACGAAGAUGCAUUGGAGUUUGAUUUUAGUUUUGGGUGGUGGAUUUGCCAUCUCAGCUGGAAGUACCACUUCCAACCUUUCUUCUAUUCUAGGAAAUGCUUUAACUAUUUUGAAAUCAAUAAAUCCAUUUGCGAUAUUAUUUAUUGUCUGCCUAUUUGCAGAAACUAUCACAGAACUGACAUCUAAUGUUGCAAUUGCAAAUAUUAUUUUACCUGUUUUGGCAGAAAUGUGUAUUGCUUUACGAAUACAUCCACUAUAUUUGAUGCUACCAGCCUCUUUAUGUUGUUCUUUUUCAUUUCAUCUACCAGUAGGCACUCCACCAAAUACAAUUGCUAUUACAGCAGGUCAUAUAAAAACCAGAGAUUUUGCAAUUGCUGGAAUAGGACCUAGCAUUAUAACGCUUCUUGUAACAAUAUUUGCAUUUUCCACUUGGGGCACCUACAUCUUUAAUUUAUCUGAGUUUCCUGAUUGGGCAACUUAAAACUACUUCAGUGUUUCAUUAUUGUGUUUAGUACAUCAUUAUCACUCAAUGUUUUUAAUAAAUAUCAAAUUUCAUAAUCA